UGUUAAUGUUUACCUUCAGAUAUCAGCGGCGACAGAAUCCUUUUUCAGUACAUUUUGCUGCUCGGGGCUGAAAUCAUUUCUCAUUUUGAGCUCGACGUCAAACAUGUCGUCUGUUGAAGUUCGUGCCGUGCAGCUUCCAGCCGCAGAGAACCCGAUGAAGAUGGUUAAAAACACGACAGCAGGUGUGAGGAGAGCCGCUCUGGGAGAGAUCACCAACGUCCCUGCUGCAGCCGCCAACACGAAGAAAACGGGACGAGCUAAAGCAUCAGCCAAACCAUCGUGUGCCCAGAAAGUCAAACCCACAUUGGUCCAGGUGGUUCCUCCACUGGUCCAGGUACCGGCUCCUGCAGACCCCCUCCCCUCAGUCUCAGAGGAGUCGGCUGACGUGUCCAUGAAGGAGGAGGCGGAGCUGUGUCAGGCGUUCUCUGAGGCGCUGCUCGCCGUGCAGGACGUGGACGAGCUGGACGCAGACCAGCCCCAGCUCUGCUCUGAAUACGUUAAAGAUAUCUACAAGUAUCUGCAAGUCCUGGAGGUGGAGCAGGCUGUACGGGCGAACUACAUGCAGGGUUAUGAGAUCACUGAACGUAUGCGCGCUCUGCUGGUGGACUGGCUGGUCCAGGUUCACUCCAGGUUCCAGCUGCUGCAGGAGACUCUGUACCUCACGGUGGCCGUCCUGGACCGUUUCCUGCAGGUCCAGCCGGUCUCUCGCAGGAAGCUGCAGCUGGCCGGUGUGACCGCCAUGCUGGUGGCGUGUAAGUACGAGGAGAUGUACGCUCCGGAGGUGGGAGACUUCGCCUACAUCACCGACAACGCCUUCACCAAGUCUCAGAUUCUGGAGAUGGAGCAGCUGGUUCUGAGGAGCCUGAACUUUGAGCUCGGUCGUCCUCUUCCUCUGCACUUCCUCAGACGGGCGUCCAAAGUGGGCAGCUCUGAUGUAGAGCGCCACACGCUGGCCAAAUACCUGAUGGAGCUGACCCUCAUCGACUACGACAUGGUCCACUACAGACCGUCUGAGGUGGCGGCCGCCGCCCUGUGUCUCUCCCAGCUGCUGCUCGACGGCGUGCCCUGGUCGGCCACGCAGCAGCAUUACUCCACGUAUGACGAGGCUCACCUGAAGCCCGUCAUGCAGCACAUCGCCAAGAACAUCGUGACGGUGAACGACGGGAAGACGAAGUUCCAGGCGGUGAAGAACAAAUACUCGAGCAGCAAACUGAUGAAGAUCAGCCUCCUCCCUCAGCUCAAGUCGUCCAUCGUCACCAACAUGGCGGCCGCUGCGCUCAAACCCUGAACUGACCUCUUUAAUGAGGACGAUUUUUACUCGCACUUUAUUCAAGCUCGACCGUCCUGAGGAGAAGCUUCACUACUUUUAAUAAAAUGUUUUUAUCGUUCUGGA
Molecule: messenger RNA, 1393 nt
Organism: Labrus bergylta (ballan wrasse)
Lineage: Eukaryota; Metazoa; Chordata; Actinopteri; Labriformes; Labridae
Product: G2/mitotic-specific cyclin-B2
Biological process (GO): mitotic cell cycle phase transition; regulation of cyclin-dependent protein serine/threonine kinase activity
Cellular component (GO): cyclin-dependent protein kinase holoenzyme complex; cytoplasm; nucleus
Molecular function (GO): cyclin-dependent protein serine/threonine kinase regulator activity
Source: RefSeq, a predicted model, not a curated record